CUGCGCCCUGGGCGCCUCCCUCUCCCUGGCGCCCCGGGUGCCUCCCUCUGCCUGGCACCCUGGGGUGGGAGGUGCCCGCGCGGCUCUGCGCGAAAGGAGCCGGAGCGGCCGCGGGAGCGCAGCCACAGCCGGGGCACCUGCCUGCUGCUCGCCGGCGGAGAGGAGAGGCCGGGGCCGCCGGGGGCGCUCAUCGCGGGCCGACACAGGGUGUCAUCCUGACCCACCAGCCAUAAUGGGCAGAAAACUGGAUCUCUCCAAGCUGACAGAUGAAGAAGCCAAGCAUAUUUGGGAGGUGGUUCAGCGUGACUUCGAUCUUCGAAAGAAAGAAGAAGAACGAUUGGAGGAACUAAAGGGCAAGAUCCAGAAAGAGAGCACGAAGAAAGAGCUGCUCUCCGACCAGGCCCAGCUGAACGAGACCCACUGCAGGCACUGCCUCCAGCCCUACCGCUUCCUGCUCAAUAGCAAACGCCAGUGCCUGGACUGUCAGCUGUACACCUGCAAAAAGUGCGGCACCUACAACCGGCGAGAGCAAGGCUGGCUCUGCGAUCCGUGCCAGCUGGCCAGAGUCGUGAGGACGGGCUCCCUUGAGUGGUACUAUGAGCACGUGAGAGCCAGGUUUAAGCGCUUUGGGAGCGACAAGGUGAUGCGCUCUCUCUGGGGCAGGCUGCACCACGGACCCAGGAGCUCCCCUGCUUUAGGUCUUCACAGCAGAGCCCGCAGCGUCCCAGAUGUCCACGGUGGCGGCCGGUUCUCUCCCGCUGGAGGCAGCGGGGACAGCGGGCAAACGUCUGGAGAUGAGGCCCUGGAGGGCACCGAGGCUCCGCGUCCCGGCAGAGAAAAGCGGCUGCUGUCAGUUCACCUCUUUGACUUUGACCUGGACUCCGACCCCCCUGCCCAGCCUCGGCCUCAGUCUCCGCAGCUUUCUCCAGCGGCCCUGGACGGCCUCCAGACCCUCCCCGGUGCUCCCAGUGCGAGUGUCCAUGACGAGGAAGCUGCCUCCCUCAGAGAUGCCUUGAUCAGCCAUACCGGCCUCACCCCAGAGUCCCGGGACUUCCUCGAGGAGCAGGGACGCAGCAGCCCCCAGGGCUCUCUGCCGGGGGAUUCCAGUCUGGAAAGGAAGCCCAGCCCUGAUGGAGAAGCCACGGGGAGCGACCAGCCCCAGCUCCAGUACUUUGCCGACCUGGACACCUCAGACGAGGACCUUGGAAAGACCCCCAAGAUGGCGGCCCCUCCCUACCCUUCCAAACGCGGAAGUUGGACUUCCUCCCCGGAGAGCGUGGCCCACUCUGAAACCCAGAUUCUCUCUGACGUGAAUCGGCGCAUACGGGCCGUCGAAUGCUUGCUGGUCCGGCUAGAGGAGAGAAUCCUGGUGCCCCGGGAGGAGUCCCUGGGGCCAGAGGUCCACACCGAUGCUGAUCUAGAAGAGGAGGCCCUGAAGAGGAAGCUUGGAGAGCUGACCAGCAAGGUCAGUGACAAGGGAGGGUCUUCAGAGGAAGAAGAGGAGGACGGCCAGAGUGGGCUGAUCCCAGGAAGGAGCUCUGCACCUGGUACCAGGCCCGUAGAGGCCCAGCAGACUGGCCAGACACAUGGAGAGGAGAACAGGCUUCCUGACCUUGAGGAGCAAGUCCCACGUACCAGAACCCCUGAUUCAGCGCUCUCAGAGCUGGAGGACAGAGUGGCCUUGACAGCCACUGAGGUGCAGCAUGCAAAGAGGGAGGUGUCAGAUAUAAAAUCUCGGAUUGCUGCCCUCAGCGCUGCUGGACUCCCUAUCAAAACUUGGGAGAAACCCAGGAAGAAAUCAAACCUCCAGAUACUUCCACUCCAGCCCUCUGAGAACAGCCCGGGGGAUGAAAAUCCCGAAGACUCUGGGGUUAUCAAAGUAAUGUCUAGGCCACAUGUCCAGAAGAGAAUAUUCAAUAAUUCUCUUAAACUUCAAGACGGAGAUGAUGGCCUUUUCAGCCGAAAAUCACCUUACCGAGGAUCCCUGACUCAAAGAAAUCCCAAUGGGAAAAACAGAAGGGUGGAUCACAUUUUUGCGAAACCUGUGAUGACCCAUCAGCCUUAAAGAAAACCUUUACCAUAGAAAUCAGAUAAAGAAUAACUAAUGUUUUCUCCACUAUCACCACCAUUAUUUUCUUCUCCCUCUUCAAUUCUUCCUUGGAGAAAAGAAGAAACAUUGCUUGUGUAGGAUUCCUGCUUCAAGGUGAUGAUAGUUGCCAACUUUUCCUCCAAGCCUCUGCAGAGUGAAUUUAAGAAUAGAACAACAUGGCGCAUCACUUCCCAGAUCAUUGCAACCUACUUGCUACCUGAUGCUGUUUCUUUUCAGUUUAAUGGAUCUCUGAAUUUAUAUUCCAUAAACUCAUAGAUUUAGAACUAGGAAAGAUAAAGAACAUCUACAUCUACUCAUGGAAAUAUAGGAUCAUAGAUUUAGAAUAGGGAGAGACUUUUAAGGUUAUUUAAUCCAACACCCCAAUUUACCCUUGAAAACAUUAAAAUCCAGGGAAGGGAAGGAAUUUGCCAAGAUCUCCAAGGUAAUAAAUAGCAAAACUGAGAAUUAAACCUAGAUCCCUCAAAAAGAGGAUGUCAACCCUCAAAGGACCAUUUAGACACCUGUUAGAUGAUUACUUUCUUGUAUUGCUUUUCCAACCAUUGUUGCUAUCAAAAUGAAAAUAAAGAAUGUAUGAAAAACCAUUGAGAUCAACACAAAUAAAUAUCUGUAAAUACA
Antechinus flavipes (yellow-footed antechinus) is the source of this 2725-nucleotide messenger RNA. It is a transcript of the gene MLPH, whose product is annotated as melanophilin. Lineage: Eukaryota; Metazoa; Chordata; Mammalia; Dasyuromorphia; Dasyuridae. The record is from RefSeq and is a predicted model, not a curated record. Gene Ontology annotation, molecular function: actin binding; small GTPase binding; myosin binding. Gene Ontology annotation, cellular component: cortical actin cytoskeleton. Gene Ontology annotation, biological process: intracellular protein transport. The transcript has 17 exons. Bases 233 to 2065 code for a protein of 610 amino acids.